GAUGCGAAUAGCCCAUUGUAGAAGCGCAAAGCGCGGAACGCGAGUGCUACAACACAGUGAUCGUACUAGUCCAAACAUCUUUUAUAUUUUUCUACUUUUAUAUAUCUAAUUGUAUAGUUUCGUUAUUUUUAUUACUUAGAAGUUUAUAUUUUCUCAUCGUUCGAUACGCUUCUGAUUUGUAUAUUGGCUAUAAGAAACUCACAAGAACUGAACAAAAAAACACGUACCUUAAUUUCACAAAGAAACGGAAUAGAAGCAAAAGAAAAGCAACCAUUAGAAAAGAAAAGUGAAUCAAUGCGUUUAUAAAUAUUUCCAAUAGUUGAACUUGAAGUUGAAGAUUUACACAUUUCCAGAAUGCAUAUUGAAGUUCAAGUAGCUCUGAAUUUCGUAAUUUCGUACCUGUACAACAAACUACCAAGGAGACGUGUCAACAUCUUCGGUGAGGAAUUAGAAAAGGCUUUAAAAGAAAAAUUCCAAGGUCACUGGUAUCCAGACAAACCCUACAAAGGUUCAGCUUUCAGAUGCUUGAAGACAGGUGAUCCAAUUGACAAGGUUCUAGAAAGAGCUGCCAGAGAAAGUGGAGUACCUAUCACUGAUAUUUUAGAAAAUCUACCACAAGAAUUGGCCGUUUGGGUAGACCCCGGUGAAGUGAGUUAUCGUAUUGGAGAAAAGGGCGCCGUUAAGAUCCUUUUCAGCGACAAAGGCGAUCCGCAAGAUGAACAUUCUGCCGACAGAGAAGUUACGAAAACCUUCAACCCUGAAGCCCAGUGUUUCAGGCCGAUCGAAUGUGUUACAUCAACCAUGAAUAAUUUGAGCAUCUCUCCUAAGACCCUCACCCCCUUCUCGACAAAUAAUACACAGAAUAACGUCGUAGGGUCUCAACUACACCAACAGAUACCAAUACCACAGCACAACGGAAAUCCUGCACCACCAACUACUAAUAUAAACCACUUGUCAUCACCUUCGUUGGCACCUUCACCAACUUUAAACACUUCCUACAAGGGUUCCCCAUCGCCUGUACCAGCUUUUAUACCAAGAACUACUACACCUCUUACGUUUACUACCGCUACUUUUGCUCAAACGAAAUUCGGUAGUACCAAAUUGAAGACCAGUAGCAAAAGAGCUAAUAGAAUGUCUCCCACCGAAUUCUCCAAUUACAUUAAACAAAGAGCGAUGCAGCAACAACUCCACCAACAGCCACCACACCAUUCUCCAGCGGGUCGCGCGCUUUCUCCCGAUCCCUCAACAUAUUACUAUCCACAUGGUCAUUAUCCUCCUCAGUUCCCGCCUCGUUCCGUAUUCGAGUCUUCCAACCAAUAUCUAAGUCCCGAUGUAUACUCUGGAAAGGUUCCAUAUGAACACUCGACUCCUUUGGGUCCAUAUUAUCCAAACAAUGGACCGGUAGGAGCUACCCAGUCCGCUCCUACCACUCCACAGGACAAUGGAAAAUUGAUAGACAACAACUGGCCGUACCCUACUGCUGGACAAUACCAGCAUUUGUUGGUGGCUAAUUGAGGGGCUUCUUAGACAAGGGAACUUUUUCUAAAUGAUAGUUUUGUACGCUUGAGGGGAGUAAGAUAUUUAACCGCUAUUAAAACUAACUACCAAAAGAUUUCCCUGUUAAAUCUUAUUAUUUAAUGGCAUUAAAUACAAGAUUUGAACAGUGUAAGGAGAUUAGUCGUUGUUUUUUGAAGUCAUUAGAAAUAUAUUUCUAUUGUAAAUCACUCAAAUUAAAUUUUCUUUUCUUUGUACUACAUCCUGUAGACAAUGGAAUAAUUAUGCAUCAAUAUUGAAUAGACAAUCUUUUAGAUGUAACUAGUAAUAAUAUAUCUGUUCAGAAAAGUGACUGAUAUGCUACCACUUGAAUGUCUUGCUUAACCCCCCAAGUUGAAUUACUUUUCCUUACUACUGCAUUUCUCAAACCUAGUGUGAUAGUAAAAUGGUAAAAACCGAAAUUAUUACUUGGUUAAAUUUAAAUGGGUUAAAAAAAAUGUUAAUGUUGAUAAAAAUGACUAGUACCUUCACUAAAUCAACCCAUGAUAUUGUCUGUGAACUAAUACUUUUUUCUCAGUGUGCGAAUGAUUCUUAUAAUUCACUUUUAAUUUAUCCAUCAGUAGUUGUACCACAAUGUAGAUAAUUAGUUAUGAGAAACUAACCAAAAUUAAUUCUUGCAAGUUGUUUAUAACAUUACAAAAAAGAUUACUUAGAAAUAAUUACCAGUUUUUCAAACAAGGGAGAAUCUUUAUAUGAAGAAAAUGUACAAAAUAAAGAAAACCAUCUGUAAAUAUUAGUCAACAUUGCAAAUGAAAAAAUUUGGAUAUGAUUUUUUAAGUACUUGUUUAAUAAAAGUUCCUAUUUCUUUAAAUAAAAUUCAAUUACUCCACACAGCUAAAAUAACUAGAGAAUGGUAUAGUUAAUUGUAUAUAUAAAUAAUAAUAGUUUAAGAAUGUGUCGAUAUUGGGAAUUCCUUCCAUUUUUAUGGAUUAGUUAGGAUCUCUCUAAUAAAUAAUUUGUACAUAAUAACAAGUAUAAUUUAUAUUUUUUGUACCGAUGUCUUAACUACAGUUAGUCACUUUUCUAUUUUUGAUACUGUAUAAUCUUAAGUGUAUUACGUUCUAAUUUGGACGAAACUAGUUGAAAAUGAAAGCUUUUGAUGAAAAUAGCACUUUCGCUAAAAAUACAUAUAUCCUACUGAAAAAAGAAUAACAUGAAAAUAAUUCUAUUAAUAAAAGUAUCUGAAUAAAAACUACACGAACUUGAUAAAUUCAAAGUUAAAGACUAUUCUAUUGUCUGAAAGUUAAUCUAUCAUCGCACGUAUGCAGCUGAAUUUCAGCCUAACCUUAAAGAUACUGUCAGUUCAAUAUAUUUGUUUUCCUGCAACAUUGAUUUAGCUGGAAUAUACUUUAACUUUAUAAUUUUCUCAUUUGUUUUGGAUUCUAUAAUAUUCCUCAACACUUGUUAUUUGUGCACGUACAUCUGUGCAUUUUACAUUACAUUUUUCCUUUUUAUUUUCAUUACUAUCUUGAAUUUAUAACUUUGUUGACGUGUCAAAUAACAGUUUAGGGACCGAUCGGAUGUAAAUUUUCAAAAUUCGUUCGUGGUUCAAUGACUUCACCACUUGCGUGCGCGAUGGGUCUUUAAACUAAUUAGCCAACAAAGCUUAUAUUUGACUUUCCACAGCUGUCAUUAUAUUUUCAUCUGUCAUCUUGUACUUGCCUACGUUCACGACAUUAACACAUUAAACGAAGGUUCAUUUAUAAUUAAUCCUAUUAUUUUGACAAAUACUAAAGUUUUAUAGAAAAGUUUCUGUUGUUCUAUGUAAAGUAGGGUAUGCUGUAGAUAUUCCGCACGUUUUCCAUCACAUAUAUUAUUCAAGACAACUUAAUAUAUAUAUAUAUAUAUAUAUAUAUAUAUAUAUAUAUAUAUAUAUAUAUAUAUAUAUAUAUAUAUAUAUAUGCAAGUAAUGAUUUUGAAAAAAAGAAGAAUAUAAAAUCGAGUAAUAAGUAAGGAAAAGUAUACUCAAGUACAAUACUAUGCUUUAUACCUACCUUAUAUAUUAUAAGAAUUAUUAAAAGAAAAAGUUUCCCAACAUUGAUUUAAGAAUAAAGGAGAUGAUUUUUAUAAAUCAGUAGUCACGUAGGUUAUAGGUGUUUCUUACUUCAUAAAAAAAAUGGUGUUUACAGUAUUCUUGUAGACUAGAGUGUUUCCUAAAUUUUUUAUAUUGUAUGUAUUUUUUUAUUUUUGUAUGAAAAGCUCAAGCUGUCAUCUAGUCCCAUGAUAAAUGUUUUUAAUAAGUGUUGGCAUAUCAUGAUGGAAAUUAAAAUACCAUAAAAUAUACUAAUGUUAGUUAGGAAGCAGUUUACACAAAUUGGCCAGCGUCGCAGAGAUAGUUCUUCCAUAAUAUGCAAUAAUACUCUGAUUUAGAGAUACGAUUUUGUGAUAUUCCAAAUAAAUAGUACAUUUUUAUAAAUGUAGUAGCUACCAGAGAACAUAGUAGAUUUACUAGCUAGAAGACAAGACGUUUUCAAUAAUUUUAUUCCAAUAAUUUCAAUUAUUAUUGAUAACAGUAAGUUCACUAUAAUUAUAGGCUAAAUAGAGAGGCAAGUAUAUAAAUCUAAAAGAGAAAAUAAUACUGAUAAUAGACUAAAAAGUCCUAACGUCAUCAAUUAUUAUUUUGUUUUCUAUCUUAUUAGUUUGAUUGCCAAAUGUCCUCAAGUUUUUUGAGUGUUUCGUUAUAUAUAUGUCACUAAAGUAACAACGAACACUCCAUACCCUCACUUUGUUCUCACAACCAUUUCAAUUAUACACAAACACACAUACAUGCACGCGUGAGAAAGCCCGUUACGUUAGUCAUACAACCUCGUACCAAAUCUAAAGAUGGAUGGAAGUUCAAAUAUAGAUUUUACUUGGUAGUUUUUUUUUAAUUAACAAAAAAUACAUGUAAACUAUUUUAUUAUGGAGCAACCCAGUAUUAUAAAUGUAUAUGACGCCCCUUUUUCCCACGGAUUUAUUUUAUACAAGUUUUCUAAAACACACGUUAUUACGUACUAGAUUCUACUAACUUCAAAAAAGACAUAAGUCAAAUUCUUCUUUUUCUGUUUACCACAGAAUUAUGGUUAAUAAGAGAAUCAUUACACUUAGUAAAAAAAGAAAAAAAACUCUAGACAACCAAGAAAUCCUUACAUAAUUUGGAUUUACUUUGCGCUCAAAUAAAUUCCAAAUCCCAUCUAGGGUUUUCCUACUAUUAAGAGUUAUUGUUUCCAGUAUUGUAGCCAAAUAUUGCAGUAAAAAUAUUAACUGUUUAGAAGAAUUUGCUUUAAGAAUGUGAUAUGUAUGGUAAAUUGGAUGAAUCUAUUUCAAACUUGGAUGAUUUUCUGUUAUCUAUAAUAAUUAUAUAUAUUUAACAGGUCUGAAAUUAAAUUAUGAUAAUAUUUUUCUACUAUAAUUCAGAUAUAAUAAAAUGACUUGUCGUCUGGCUUUUAAAAGCUAGCGAAUUUUGUGUGGACAUGGCUUCUCUAUGAAUAUAUUGUUCAGUAUUGCAUGCUGAGGCAACCCGAUGGGUUCUAGAUGCUUCCUUUUCUCAAAUUAAGGAGAUAUGUAUGUGCUAUUUUUUACUGCUUGAUUUUUGUUACUUUUUCACUGAUGUUUAUUUUUUAUUUGUAUAAAAUUGUUGACUUAAUAUAAUAUAUAUUUUGUUAUGAGUCGAUAGUUUGAUUGCACUAUAUUCAUUUAUUUAUUCAUUAUGCGUACCUGAAAUUGUUACAAUAUCAUUAUAAAUCAAUUGCUACCAAACUAGCUAAUUUAUAAUUAAUUAUAAGUACACAUUUUUUCAACGAAAAAUCAAAAUUCAACUAACAAAACGCUUACUGUCCUAGCAUUUACCUUUACAAAUUCAUAUCACGACCCACCUACCUUACAUCCCUUCUUAAUAAUUCGAAGUAAUUAAAAAAAUGCCCCAAAAACUAGUAGCAACCAAUCAUUGUUAUUUUUAAUUAAUUAAAUAAUUCAUAUGCUAAAGAAUAUUAGACAUCGUUUAUCAUCAUCAAUGCCGGUAUUCUCAAGUCCUCGCUUGGAGCGAUAUCGAUGUCGUUGAAUACGAGGAAAUCAAAUACAUUGUUGUCUCGAUUCUCAUGCCCUCCAGGGCACGCUCCCGUCAAAGAGAUUGCUUCAUUUCACUCACUUCCUAAUACAAUUCUAACCUAUCAUUUUUGAAAUAUUUUAAAAAUUAUAACUGUACAUACAUGAUUUAUAAUUGUAGUAAUGGAUAAUCUUACGUAUAUUGGACUGCUGAAAGAACUAGGAGAAGCUGAAGAAAUUGUUGCUCAUAAUAAGCUACUAUUAAAAAAUUGUAUCAAGUUAGAAUAGAAUUCUUUGCGAUUAAUUGAUAGCACAAGUACAGAACUAGAAACUAUAUUGACAAAAUACGGUUAUUGCCCCUAAAAUAAUUUCCUCGCCACAAAAGACCGCAGUCAUUCAUGAUAUCUGUUAAAGAAAAAACAAACUUUUGGAGCAAAAAAUAAAUUUUACAUAUCAUAGAUUGUUUGUGUUUAUAAAUUUUUUUUUACUAUUUUCCAACCCUCAAAUUUCCCAAAGUCCUUUACUAUUUGAUGAAGUUGUAAAUCGGUAAAUGUACCUAGGUCUUACAAAUAUGAAAAUUUGAAUAAAAAAUUUUCAAUAAUGUGAUUAAUGCUUUACGAUAUCACUAAAAGUGGUAUAAAAAUUUAUGAUGGUGAUAUUCGUGCAAAUAAUGUUGAUAUGAAAACAAAUCAGGAAGAAGUAGUUAAACUACUCGGCACUGCAUGUUUGAUUUGCAUGUUAUUUGCAAAAAAAUCUUGUAAAGGUGUGAACUUGAAUGGCAAAAGUCAUCUUUUUGACCAUUUAACCUCAAAUGAUUGAAUCAUAUUAAUAAUUUCAUUAAAUGAGCACAUUUUUCUCACCCAAACCAGCAGCUACCACUUAUAACAAAGAAGAAUUUAUCUAUGCCAGAUAUUGUAGUAACUUCUCUAAAAUUGAAAUAUAAAUAGGCAAUUUCUUCGACUUUAGAUGUAGGUUGUGUACUACAUUCAUAGAGAUUAAAUUAUAUUAUUAUACUUUAUAAAUCUUAUUCUACAAGUAUCUAUAGGAAAACGAGGGUUUCAUUCAGUACGGUACUUAUAUCAUCAUUUAUACAAACAAUUCUAUGCAAAUAUAAAAUUGAAUCAUAAUAAUUUGGUCAUAAAGCAAGCGGCCAAACUGUUGCAGUUAGUAGAAUAUUUAGAGCUAAUAAUAUACUGAAAUAGAAUCACGAAAUCGUUAAAAAAACCCGAAGAAUACUUGAAAUGAUUAUUUUUUUAAGCAUAAGCUUUUGGUUAAAUGGUCAAGAAAGCAUGUCACUCACCCCUCUCGAAAAAAAAAUACGAUUUACCUUCAUGUACGUAGUGAAAAAUCGACUGUAGUGUGUAGUUGUAUACUUUCUGAAUAUUUAGCACAAUUUGGUAUAGUAGUGAAUUUUUUGAAAAUAAAUACACUUAAGAGAGUUACUAGAUAGGUGAUAAAAUAAAUUCGUUAAUAAUUUGCCAUUUUUGUGAUAAAGAGUUCGGAUAUUUUUAAUAUUAGCAAUUCCACUAUUAAUUAUAAUAAAUUCCUAACCUAACUUUACGAGUUCAAGAAAACGCAGUCUUCUGAUAUAAUCAGUUAUUUUCCACCAUUUAAAUUUGAGAUAUUCGAGUAUAUCCAAGUGGUGUUAUAUUGUUUCAGAAAUAAAAUAGAUAUUUUAGUAGAUGGGAAUUGAAAUGAAAAUUAUUUUUAUCGUAUGAAACAAAUAACAACGCAUUUUUCUAUGGAAAAAUUCUGUCAUCAGUAUUUCAAAACAGAUUUGGAAAAAAACUUGAUUAAAAAUGCUUUAUCACGUGAAACUACAAAAAAAUAUGUCUUCUCAUUGAAAUGUUUCAUUAUGUUACUAAAUCUUGUUUGAAGUUACAUGGAAAUUUAACAUUUUGGGCUCUUUAGAAUGAAUUUGGCAAGUUUGAAAUGAAACAACUAUAUCUCCCUCCAAGUGAUAAAAAGUAUUUUUUUAAGCUUAAAAAAACGCUGAGAGGGCUAUGAUAUACAUAUAAAAAUGUCUACCAACAAUGUAACUUAUAAGAUAUAUUCGCCAAUGGUGUAAAGAUUACCUGUGAAAAGACAAUUGGUGUUUUUGAGAUGUUAAUUGGUUUUUGGAAAAAAAGCUUUAAUUUUAUGGAAGCGCAAUUAUCAAAAAGUUUCAUCAGUCAAAGUUUACUGAUUUUGUGGGAAUGUACGUGGGGCUAAUAAAAGAUAAUGUAAAAAUUUAAUAUCUAAUACAUUAUAGUACAGGUUAUGGAAAUAAUUGGUAAAAUAAAUGAAAAUAAUAUUGAGGUUAAACAAAGGAAAAUUGUGAAAGGUUGAAAUUAUCGACAAUACAUUCUUGUAUUUGGGAGGAAAAAACAUCUGCUUCAAGGAAUUGUUGAAACAAAAGACUUUGUUGCCACUCAUUUUGUUAAAAAUAAGAAUUAUUUAGCUAAGUGAGGUAAGACCAGAGUAAAUUAAAUUAAAGUAUUUUAAAGAAUAAACACUACCACUAUGGUAUGAAGAGAAUAAUAGAAAUUAAUUUAAUUUUAUACUAUUUAAAUUAAAAUUCACUAGAAUGAUAUUAAAAAACUUUGUUAUAUAGAACUACUGUUACCAUAGAUUUUCAAAAAUAAAGUUGUUAAAAAUUAAGGGAUAAAAAUUUUCAAUAACGAUAUUUUUCUUACAAUAUAAUUACUCAAAUUCUUUUUUUAAUUACACUAUCUUUUAUUUCCAAGCAUUGAAUCAAAAUUCAAUGAUUUCAAGUAAUCAACAGACUUUAAUGUCAUAUAAACCACAGAUCACCUACAUUUAGAUGAUAAAUAACUGUUAUUUGUCUUGGCGCUAUCUACGGUUAAAAACUUUAACUACAAAUUAUGGUGGUUAAUUUAUAAAUAUCUAUAAAUGAUAAAUUUCAAAUUUAUCUUAUUUGCUCGAAAUAGGUCUCAAAGUAUUAGAUUUUUGAGGUAUAUUAUUACAAAAUGAUGGAAUUUUGAGUUCUAAAAUAUGUUUGGAAAUUUAAUAAUAUACAAUUUUCUCUAUUGUUUCUUCGUUUCCCUCAUUUCCCCUAUCUUAUAUUCCUUUUAUUAUUAGAUUUUUUUUCUUCAUUUCUCUUGCUUUGGUUCUGUAUUUUCUUGUUUUGUUUCUAUCAACUCAUCCAUCUAGAACCAGGAUAUACGUAAAAUAAAAAUAUUCACAUUUUUGCCAGUUUUAUUUCUGUUUAUACUCACAGACCCAUUAACAGCUCUAAACGAGAAAUUAACGUAACCUUGAGAUAUCUACGUGAACCGUCUAUAGAUUAGGUGGUUUGUGAUAAAAGCAUUUUAGUAGGUAGCACUGUUGCCGGAUCAUUUUAUUUAUUUAUUUUUCCAAAGUAUUUUAAAUACGUACUCAAGUAUUUUAAAAAAAAAUAAAUUAGAUGAUAUUUGCAUUGUCUUUAAAGUGCUACCACUAUAUAAAAAUGUUUUGAAAUAAUAUUAUGUGUUAUGACGGAUGUUAUUUUUUGAAUUGUGCGGUAGUGUAUACUAAGGAUAUCUCCUAUUAUUGAAAACCAUUUUAAUAUCUUGAUAGAUCUAUCAGUCGCAAAGCUACACAAUGUACAUGAUUCAUACUAUAGAUUACUGAUUUAUUUUAUAUACUUGCUUGUAAGUACAUGCAUUUUAUCAAAUAUUUGUAUAUAUUCCUAUAGUUAUGAAGAAAACUAAUUAUUCUUUACAUUCGUGUAAUCUUGUAAUCGAAACGUACUAGAUAUACAGUGUAGAACAUUUUUAUAUAGAUUAAUUUAAUAACAAAUAGGAUUUGUCUAUAAAUCAGGGAUUACAGUUCAGGAAUAUUACAUGCACUUGUUAACAAUGGUUUUACAUGUGAAAAAAUAAACAUGGCAACAUUCCUUCUCAUCUGACGAGUUGAAUGACUUCUCAAGAAAGAUACAAGUUAGAAAAUCAUAUUAUAUAUAUAUAUAUAUAUAUAUAUAUAUAUAUAUAUA
This is a messenger RNA of Diorhabda sublineata, 9550 nucleotides long. RefSeq names its product protein Tob1 (gene Tob). Bases 355 to 1515 code for a protein of 386 amino acids. The record is from RefSeq and is a predicted model, not a curated record. Gene Ontology annotation, molecular function: transcription corepressor activity. The transcript is spliced from 7 exons. Gene Ontology annotation, cellular component: cytoplasm; nucleus. Gene Ontology annotation, biological process: regulation of gene expression. Lineage: Eukaryota; Metazoa; Arthropoda; Insecta; Coleoptera; Chrysomelidae.